AUGUCGACGAUCUCGACACACCUGCGGAAUUUCAAGGAGCCGACCAAGAAUCAGCUCCUGCAGCUCUUCUUUGCGCUCCCAUUUGAUGCCCCCGCCAGCACCUUGAACGACGAGCAGAAGGGUAAGGCACAGGACGACUUGUCCGAGGCCCAACUCGAGAAGAUGGAGAUCAAUGCGGUGCUCAGCCUCCAGGGCGAAGAGGACUCGUAUGCAGGGAAGCUGCACCUCCUCCCGCCCUAUCUCGCCUUCAUCUCGCUCGACCGCAAGUCCGCGCGCUUCACCGUGCCCCUGUGCACCAUCCGCCGCGUCGAGCGCCUCAACGCCCGUGCGGGGAUAUAUGCGCUCAGCCUGUCGCUCUGGCAUGGCAUGAAGAUCAUUGUGCAACUGACGUCAUUACGCCCCACGGCGGACCUGUUCUGCUCGCUCCUGCGGGACGCGCUUAAGGUGGAGCUGCAGCGUGGGAUGAUGAAGGCCGUCAAGGGUUUCGUGAAGACGUGUUAUUCGGAAGUGCUCGUCGCCGCGGCAGAAAGCGAGGAGAAGGGGGAGAAGGAGGGCUCAAGCGCCGCGAAACUGGCGGAAGAAGGCUCCGCGACGAGUGCCGAGUCGAUGUACCUCGGCGGCUUGGGACUGAAGUUCAAAUUCCCUGGCGAUCCGAAGAAGCUACGUGAAGCAUCGAAGACAAAACUGUGGACUAAUUACCUACGCACACACGGGCGGAACCUCUCACUACUCCGGUACCCACAGUGUACGCGCCUCGUGCAGGUAGGUCUGCCUAAUCGACUACGUGGUGAGAUGUGGGAGACACUGUCAGGCUCGCUGUACCUCCGCUUCGCGAAUCCAGGGUACUAUGAGCGCAUCCUGGAGGAGAACGCGGGCCGUACAAAUACGAGCACGGAGGAAAUAGAGAAGGAUCUACAUCGCAGCCUGCCGGAGUACUCGGCAUACCAAUCAGAUGAAGGUAUCGCGUCUCUGAGAAGGGUACUACAAGCAUAUUCGUUCAGGAAUCCGGAGACAGGUUACUGCCAAGCCAUGAAUAUACUCGCCGCUGCUAUCUUGAUCUAUAUGUGCGAAGAGCAAGCUUUCUGGUUACUGGAAGUUAUCUGUGAUCGUCUUCUUCCUGGCUACUACAGUACAUCCAUGCAUGGAACUCUUCUCGAUCAGCGAGUGUUUGAAUCAUUGGUGCAUCGGUGUUUGCCUAUCAUCCAUGAUCACUUCCAGGAAGUUGAUGUGCAGCUGUCUGUCGCGUCCUUGCCAUGGUUCCUUAGUUUAUUUAUAAACAGCAUGCCGAUGGUGUUCGCUUUCCGGAUAAUCGACUGUUUCUUCUGCAUGGGGCCGAAGGUUCUGUUCCAAGUCGGACUUGCAAUUCUCAAAAUCAAUGGAGAAAAGCUAUUGCAGGUACAGGACGACGGCGGGUUUAUCCAUCUCAUGCGAGAGUACUUCGCAUCGCUCGGCGCCUCUGCACACCCGAACUCGAGCGACCCGCGCGCUCGCGCCAUCACGCGUUUCCAAGAGUUACUGCUGGUGUCCUUCCGCGAGUUCGCGGUGAUCACCGAUGACACUAUCCUAACCGAGCGGCGCAAGUAUCGGUCGGAAAUCGUGAACAGUAUCGAGUCGUUCUCGAAGCGUUCCGCCAUUCGUAACCUCAAGACGCUCGGCCGGUUCAGCAAGGACCAGGCGGGGCUGAUAUACGAUGCGCUAUUCAAGGCGAUUUGUGUUGUUCCCCCGCCCGCGGUGCAGGUCCCGCCGCCGAUGCUGUUGACAACGAAGGACACGCCAGAGGAGCGCCCUGAGACGAGGAUUGGCUUGCGCACAUUUAGAGUGUUCCUGAGUGAAGUGGUAUCAUGGGCUCGGGUAGAGAAGAUCGUUUCGAACGGCUUCCAGCAAAGAGUGGAUCGCGAGGUUGCUGAGCAUGAGCUUAUAGACCGCCUGUUUUACUUCUGGGACACGUCGUAUAGAGGUGCUCUAUCAUUCCAGGAUCUUGUGUCUGGUCUAGAUGGUGUCAUGUUCAAUGACUUGAUGGAUAACAUUGAGUGGUUCUUCAACCUGCAUGACAAGAACAAGGACGGGUUCCUAACAAAAGACGAAGUUCUGACGCUGUCAGAGUCUCUGUUGUUUAUUUUCCGCUUUGAGAUUGGUGAUGCGUACCUCGGAGCAGUCAGCCGAUUCAUGUCGAAUGCGUUCGAAUAUGGCGAUGCAUUGAUUCCCCGACCAGAAGGGGCAGAUCCAAAUGACGAUGCGCCACCACAACUCGAGUCAAAUCAGCCAUACAUGAACUUGGCAACAUUCCGCAUGGUGGUUCUGGCAGAGGAGGUACUCGAGUCAUUCUUCGAGACAGACUUCUCUGCGACGUUCAAGUUGGAGCCUGUACCAAUCAUGGAGCUUCCUUCCUCGAACGGCGGCUUGCUGGGCGGGCUGUGGUCCAACAUCACAUCAGACGACAGCCGUAAGAUCUUCAACAGGUUCACCGAUGAGAUUGGGAGAACGAUUGGCAAGCACCAGGUCUACCAUCGCCCAGCGAUUGGAAAAUACACCUCGCUGGAGGAGCCGAAAGCGCGGGAGUCUCUUCUUACGCCCACCAUGCGCCGGUCAACGUCCCGGACCAGCCUCAAUACCUUCGAGAGCUCUCCAAGCGAAUCAACGCCCUCUCUAUCGGCUUCGGCACCCUCGACAUUGGGCGUCGAAAAGGAGACGUUAACGUCACCUGCAGAAUUCUCCCCGAUGCCGGGCAUGUUCCAGGCUGCCGCAAACGUCGCCGCGUACAUGGAGCGUACGCCGUUCGCGAUCGACGAUGCGAAGGAUGAUGAUGACGAUACUGAGUACGAGAGCGGUUUGGAAGAGGAUGAGGAUGUCAUGGACGAAGUCGAUGCGUUCCUGGAAGCACACGAUUCUGGCCUGACGGAAGCGGAGCGCGAGCUUGCGAAAGAUUUGAUCAAUGCCGAGCCGGUGAAGUGA
Molecule: messenger RNA, 2952 nt
Organism: Sparassis crispa
Lineage: Eukaryota; Fungi; Basidiomycota; Agaricomycetes; Polyporales; Sparassidaceae
Product: Putative GTPase-activating protein
Exons: 18
Coding region: 1-2952 (983 amino acids)
Molecular function (GO): calcium ion binding
Source: RefSeq, a predicted model, not a curated record